Messenger RNA from Trifolium pratense (red clover), 2028 nucleotides. RefSeq lists its product as uncharacterized. The record is from RefSeq and is a predicted model, not a curated record. The coding region runs from base 177 to 1637 and encodes 486 amino acids. The transcript has 3 exons. Gene Ontology annotation, molecular function: acetylglucosaminyltransferase activity. NCBI's taxonomy places the organism in Eukaryota, Viridiplantae, Streptophyta, Magnoliopsida, Fabales, Fabaceae.
ACAUAGUUGUACCGCCACACACAGAAACAAACACGGUUCCUUUUCACUACUCAAAAACAUUUUUCUUAUUAAUUUCAAAGACUUUCUCGUAUGUAUCCCAUGUUCCUUUAUUCGGUGUGUCUCUAUUCAAUCUUCAAACUUUACCAAAUCUCACUCAAACCCUUUUCUUCUAAACCAUGAAAACCAAUUUCAAAGAUCCAGAUUACUCUUCAUUCACUUUCUCAAAACUCAUCACUUUCUUUUUCCUUUUAAUCACUGUUUCUUACCUUUUUUAUUCCCUUAGAUUUGUCACUCAUAACUAUCAUUGUGAUGAAAAUCACCACAACCCCAUCAUUCUUAGCCACACAAAGUUCCAACCUUUUGUUGAAGAAUUUGAAGAAUCAAAAUCAAUACCAACUAACAUUUCUCAUAUAGUGUUUGGAAUAGGUGCAUCAGCAAAACUAUGGAAAAAAAGAAAAGAAUACAUAAAACUAUGGUGGAAACCAAAUCAAAUGCGAGGCAUUGUUUGGUUAGAACAAAAAGUGAAAAUUGAUUCUAAUGAUGAAAAUCUCUUACCCCUUUUAAAGAUCUCUGAAGAAACAACAAAUUUCAAGUACAAAAAUCCAAAGGGUCAUAGGUCAGCUAUAAGGAUAUCAAGGAUAGUAUCAGAAACAGUUAGACUUGGUAUGGAAAAUGUGAGAUGGUUUGUUAUGGGUGAUGAUGAUACAUUUUUUGUUGCUGAGAAUUUGAUUAAUGUUUUGAAGAAAUAUGAUCAUAAUCAAUUUUAUUAUAUUGGUAGUAGUUCAGAAAGUCAUUUGCAGAAUAUUUAUUUUUCUUAUAAUAUGGCUUAUGGUGGUGGUGGAUUUGCUAUAAGUUAUCCUUUAGCUGUUGCUUUGGAGAAAAUGCAAGAUAGGUGUAUUCAAAGAUAUCCUGGAUUGUAUGGUUCUGAUGAUAGGAUUCAAGCUUGUAUGGCUGAGCUUGGUGUUCCACUUACUAAGGAAAAAGGGUUUCAUCAGUUUGAUGUGUAUGGGAAUCUCUUUGGGCUUCUAGCAGCCCAUCCCAUUACACCGUUGGUAACCCUCCACCACUUGGAUGUCGUGGAGCCCAUAUUUCCGAAUGUUAGUCGGGUCCAAGCCCUAAAGCGGCUUACAUUGCCAAUGAAUUUAGACCCGGCUGGACUCAUCCAACAAUCCAUUUGCUAUGACAAAACACGGACUUGGACCAUAUCUGUGUCAUGGGGCUAUGCGGUUCAAAUAUUUCGGGGUACUUUCUCUGCCCGGGAGAUGGAGAUGCCGGCGAGGACCUUCCUAAAUUGGUACAAGCGAGCUGAUUACACUGCCUAUCCGUUCAAUACACGCCCCGUCAGCCGAAAUGUUUGUCAAAAUCCAUUUAUUUAUUACUUGUCUAAUGUGGUAUAUGAUGAGAAUACAAAUGAGACUGCAAGUCGAUAUGUUCGGGUUCAAUCAAAUCCGGAUUGCAAGUGGAAAAUGGAGGAUCCGUCUCAAAUCAAAAUGGUAGUGGUUUAUAAAAAACCCAACCCGCAUUUGUGGGACAAGUCUCCAAGAAGAAAUUGUUGCAAGGUUCGAAAUGCAAAGAGGAAAGGAACUAUGGUGAUUGAUGUGGGGGAAUGCAGAGAGGAUGAAGUUGUUGAAUUGUAGUUAUAGCUUCUUUGUUGAAAAUUCUUGAUUCAAUCGUUUAAUAUAUAUAUAUAUAUAUACAAAAUUAUUUAUUUCUUUGCGGCAAAUGCAGACUAAGGAUGAGUGGUAGAAGCCCAAAUUAUUUUACUUUCUACUUUAGAAAAAAUGUAAUUGUUUUGACCAAAAUUUCUGAAAGAGACUAAGAGGGAUGUUUAUAGCAACAUUAAGGUUCACAACUUUUAGGAGGAUACUGCAUCUUAGAUUGUUUAACAGCAUCUAGAUGUUAGGGUAAACUAAACUUACAAACCUCUUCAGUAGUUUAGGCAUUCUGCUUUGUAUGUAAAGUUAUCAAUUUAUAUGGUCCAUAUACUUGUGGGAACAAAAAGUUUUCAAAGUAAAAGAGCCCAUUCAA